AUGCCUUCCUCAGUUGCGGCAAAGUCCAGACCCCUACCCCCUGGAAUCUUCUGUCCAGUAAUAUCUCUUUACAAAGCGACAUCUCGACAAGAAAUUGACUAUGAAGCGUCAUACAAAUACUUCUCCUACCUAAUCCGCGGAGGUGUUGACGGCCUUGUUCUGGGUGGAACAACCGCUGAGGCAGUUUUAUUGUCCUCAACAGAGCGACAAGAGCUAAUCAAGAUCGCUCGACGUGCCGCGGUAGAUCUGGGAUUUGACAACUUCCCACUGGUAGCGGGUAUUAGUGGACAGUCGACAAAUGAAUCAAUACGCUUGGCGGAAGAAGCUCGACAGGCAGGCGCAGACUUCGGGCUCUUGUUGCCCCCAAGCUAUUGGGCCAAAGCUGUAUCGAAGGACGUUAUUAUCGACUUCUACAAGGACGUUGCGGACGAGAAUAUUCUCCCCAUCGUCAUCUAUAGUUUUCCCGCUGUCUGCAAUGGCGUGGACAUGAACUCGGAUGUCAUGUCGACGCUGGCCCAGCAUCCCAACAUCGUCGGUGUCAAGCUGACCUGUGGGAAUGCGGGGAAGGUCACCCGACUUACGCAAGAGUAUUCGCAUGAACAAUUCAGUGUUUAUGCGGGUUCAUCAGAUUGGCUUAUUCCCUGCCUCAGUGGUGGAGGAUCCGGCUGCGUGACGGGAAUAGGUAAUGUCUUCCCCAAGUCGGUCGCCAGGUUAUGUGCUCUGUGGAAGAACGGAAACGUACAGGAGGCCAUGAAGCUGCAGGGCUUAGUUGCGCAGGCUGAAAAGGCCUGCAAAGAGGGUAUCGCACCAACCAAGUUCGCAGCAGCGCACUUUGCGGGGCCCCUGGCAGGCGUUACAGAAGAAGAGGCAUUUUGGCCUCGAAAGCCAUAUAAGCCGUCGGCAAAGGGUAUGCAAGACUGGGUUGUGAGUGUAAUGCAACAUCUGGUCGAGAUUGAGAAUUCUCUACCUGAUGUGUCUGGCCCCAGGAGGGCCCAAUGA
Messenger RNA from Aspergillus pseudonomiae, 999 nucleotides. RefSeq names its product dihydrodipicolinate synthase family protein. Lineage: Eukaryota; Fungi; Ascomycota; Eurotiomycetes; Eurotiales; Aspergillaceae. Bases 1 to 999 code for a protein of 332 amino acids. The transcript has 2 exons. The record is from RefSeq and is a predicted model, not a curated record. Gene Ontology annotation, molecular function: 4-hydroxy-tetrahydrodipicolinate synthase activity.